CAUCUUGGAUGGCAUGCUGGCCCUCUUAAUGAAGUGCGCGAUAAUCUGGCAAUAUAGUGAAAGAAUAUUUCCCCUAAAAACGACCGAAUUUCGACGCAUGGAAAUUAUUUAAAAAAGAGUGACAGUGCGUCUCGCACAAGAUUAUCACGAUGGACGCCGUAAAAGCCUUCAACGCAGAGCUUUCUGCGCUGUACGAUGUCAAGCCACCGAUAUCGAAGGCGAAGAUGAACUCGCUCACUCGGGGAGCGAUAAAAGCCAUCAAAUUCUACAAACAUGUUGUCCAGAGUGUGGAGAAAUUCAUACAGAAAUGCAAGCCCGAGUACAAAGUUCCGGGCCUCUACGUCAUCGAUUCGAUUGUUCGUCAAUCGAGGCACCAAUUCGGAGUCGAGAAGGACGUUUUCGCUCCGCGAUUCGCCAAGAAUAUGCAGAUGACAUUUUUGAAUUUGCUCAAGUGUCCGCCUGAAGACAAGAGCAAGGUCAUCCGGGUCUUGAAUCUCUGGCAGAAGAACGCAGUCUUUCCACCGGAAGUCAUCCAGCCUCUCUUUGAUUUAGUCGAUCCUAAUCACCCGAUUCACAAAGAACAGCCAGUCAAUAAUACCAACGGAGUGAAUCCUGCUACUGUGAACGCGAAAGCAUCGCCGCCUGUAAAAAAUCCUCCGAAGGAUCCAAAAAUGUUCUCAAGCACCAAGACCAUCGAUCCAGCUUGGCUGGCUCAAACAAAAAUGGAAACUGCCAAUAUGGUAAACGCUCAUAAGCUUUUGGAAAAUUUACAGGGUCAGUCAGGCUCAAAUCAAGUGGACGUAAACUUCCUCGAUCAACUGCAACAUCUCCAACAACUGUUGCUGAAAAAGCAGGAGGCUGCAAACGAGGCUCAGAGUUCCGUGAAAUUCGACAAGAAACUUUUAGAUUUCGAUUAUGGCGAGGAGGAGGAUGACGAUGUGGUUGUCACGAGCAGUUCGCCCGCUGUCAAUCCCAAUAUCAAUCAGCACAACACUGUGUCGACAACGGGCAGUCUUGAGAGCUUGGGACUUUUGCUGACGAAUCCGGAAGUGUUGAGGCAAUUGCAGACCCUGCAACAAACUAUGCAGGGAACGGGACAGUCGCAGCAGGAAAUGGAGGAAAAGGUGCGAAAGUUGCAGCUGAUGAAGCAGCAGGAGGAGGAAUUUGAUAAGCAUCUUGCCCAAACUGUACCCAAUCUUCCGUUUGCGUCGGAGUGCGACUUGAAGCCUGCCGAUGUGGUAAAGCCGAAUCAAGCGGUUUUCCAGGGUAAUUCGAAUCCGGGAAUUAUAACACAGGAUUUGAGCCAACCUCCACCAGGAUAUCCGCCAGCUCUUCCUUUUACAUCACAGCCACCGCCACUGAUCAGGCCAGCGCCACAACAACAGGCUCCGCCUCCUUCUGAAAGUCCUCUCGUCGAGGAAAGAAUUGCCCCUGCAAGACGAGACAGUAGCAGUGUCGAGAUAGUGAUGAAUGAACCAGCUCGAUCUCAAAGCAGAUCACCGGAUCGGUAUCGUCGUCACAGCCGGUCUAGGUCGCCACGGCAUCGUGAUCGGGAAAGAGGACGCGACAGGGAUCGCGAAAGGAAAUCUCGAUCAAGGUCAAGGUCGAGGCGGAGAAGGUCGCGUUCGAGAGAGCGCAACAAUAGGAAGCGGGAAGAGAGUCGUGAGAAGUUGUCGGAGGAGGAACGAGAGAGGGAGAGAGAACGCAAGAAGAGAGGACUUCCUCCGGUUGUCAGAGAAAAAUUGAGUGUUUGCAGUACGACGCUUUGGGUGGGCCACUUAUCAAAAUUGGUACAUCAGGAGGAAUUGUCCGAUACGUUUGGCGAAUUGGGAGAUAUUGUUAGCAUCGAUUUAAUUUCUCCGAGAGGCUGUGCUUUUAUCUGCAUGAACAGAAGACAGGACGCGUAUCGAGCUCUCACGAAGCUGAAAAAUCAUAAAAUGCAAUCAAAAGCGAUCACGCUCGCUUGGGCUCCGGGGAAAGGAGUUAAAGGAAAAGAAUGGAAAGAUUAUUGGGAAGUUGAGCUGGGAGUUAGUUAUAUUCCAUGGAAUAAAUUAAACAACAUCACUGAGCAAGAGCUCGAACUCUUAGAAGAGGGUGGCAUGAUUGAUGAGGAGACGUUACCUCCGAGAUUGAAGGGCAAGCUAAAGCACACGAUGAGCUCUGAAGGAAUGCGUUCGCAAAUAUCGAUGCAAAUGCCGCCUCCUUCUGGAAUUCAGAUGAACGAAGGAGGAAUGGGACAUGUGAUGACACCCUCGAAUGAUAAUCAGCCACCUCCACAAAUGUUGGAUACGAGCCAACCACCUCCGAUACGGCCUCCAACGUCGGCUCCACCUCCUUUAUUGCCACCGCCUAAUCCUCAAAUGCAAAUGAUGCCACCGGGAUUUCCAAUGUCCAACGUUCCACGUAUGUUGGGUCCGAUGGGCCCAAUGGGUCCAAUGGGUUUGAUGCCAAAUGUCCCGAUUGGAGUUCCACCACCAAAUAUGCAGGGUCUUCUCGGUCCUCCAGGCAUGAUGCAGACGAUGAUGGGCUCCCAGGUGAAUUCACCCUUCGGAGCCGGAGUUGGUCUGAUAACUCAGAUUCCACUACCCGCGCCUGUCGCUCCAUCCGACAAACCAAAUUCAACUGGUAUGCCGCCCAACGUCCCACCACACAAUGUUCCACCUCCAAACUCGGAAUCGAAUCUAGCAAAUAUGCCGAUGAUGCGCCCGCCCUUUGGCGUUGGACCUCCAAUGAUGCAUCUGCAACAGCAUCAACAUCAGCAGCAACAUCAGCAUCAACAUCAACAUCCUUCGGACGACAUGGACGUGGAAAUGGAAGACGUGAUGCCCCAGACAUUAAACACCAGUUCCAAAGACAAACUGCCAAGUCUCAGUGAUCAGCUUCUAGCCGCGAUUGGAAAAGGACCAGACUCCCGAAUGGAGAACGAGCCUAAUCGCGAUUUCCGUGAGAGAGAUCGGGAUCGCGACAAUCGUGACAAUCGCGACAAUCGUGAUAAUCGUGAUAAUCGUGAUAAUCGCGACAGAAGAGAUCGUGAUGAUCGUGAUCGAGGGAAUCGCGACAGGAGUGAGGGCGACCGACACGAUCGCGGCAGAGAGAGAGGCAGAGGAAGGGAUCGAGGUCGCGACAGACGACGUGAUAAUAGAGAUAAUAGGGAUAAUAGAGAUAAUAAUCGGGACAGAGAUAGGGAUGAUAACAGACGUGAUCGUGACCGAGACAGUCGGGAUGUGAUGCGCCAUCAGGAGCCUGUUAAUCCACCCAGUGGUGGUGGUGGUGGUCCGGAAUCGGAAGCGCCGCCGAAAAAGGACGCGAAACCGAGUCUUGCCGAUCGGCUUCGUCAGUUGGCGGACGGAACACUGCCGCUCAAUGAUGGAAUGGACAGAAAUCGUAAUCGUAGCAGCGAGAGAAUUGACGGACCGCCGAAUCGACGAGCCAACGACUUGCCUCCGCCUCUGAUGGAUCUGCCGAAAUUCCCCCAGGACAGACCGGAUUUCCCGAGGGGACCGGAAUUCCGAGGACCUCCAAGAGGAGUCGGUGGCGGCGGCGGUGGUGGUCCCGAGCCGGCGGAUCAUCCUCGUGAUUUCCCGCCGCGUGGCGGACCUGGGGACCGAGGAGACGGCAGAGCCAAUUUUGGCAGAAGAGGGUCAAUUGGACCGCCGAUGAGGGGACAUCCGCCUGUCGAGGAGUUUCCUGAUCCGCGGAUGCAUGGCGGACGAUUCCCGGAGGAGUUUGACAAUAGGAUAGGACCGCGUCCGGAGGAGUUUGAUCACAGAUUGGGACCGAAUCCGCGGGAGGAGUUUGAACGACCGGACAUGAGAGGCAGACAUCCGGUGGACGAGUUUGACAGAGAGCGUUUUGAGUUUGAGAUGCGGCAGCGUGACGGUGGUUUUGAUCCGAGGAUGCAGGAUGGAUUUGAGGGGAGGAAUAUGAAUGAGCAUCCGGAGUUUGAUCCGAGACGGAGAGGAGACUUCUUCCAUGGGCCACCGAUGGAACCUGGAUUUGGACCGCCACCAAUGAUGGGACCGAGAGGACCUAGAGGACCACCGAUGGGACCUGACGGAUUUGGACCUAGAGGACCACCACCUGGAAUGGGAGGGCGUCCACAUGGACCGCCGAUGUUCCAUCCACGAGGAAUGGGACCUAGAGGAAUGAGGCCCGGAAUGCGACCACCACCCUUUGGACCCCGAGGACCACCUGGUGGCCCACCACCACCAUUUGAUCCCCGUGAAAAAGAACCCUUUUUCCGUCCACCAUUUGAGGAUGGACACCGACCUCCAGGACCACCAGGAGGACCGCCUCCAGGUCUUCUUCGACCACCAUUUGGUGGUCCCAUGGGCCCGAAAGGCCCCGAUCCCUGGAGAAAUCCCGAAAACGGACCCUGGAAUGAGCCGGGAAUCGAGCUCGAGGAGCACAAUCCCCGAGAAAGUCACAAUCCGCGAGAUCAUCCCAAGUCGAAGCACCAGGAUCCGAAACAGGAGAAAAAUCAAGAUAAGCACCAAGACAGCAAGCAUCAGGAUCACAAGUCAGGUCCCUCCUCGUCGGACCGCGAGAGUAGAAAUCGUAACCGGAAGUCAAGAUGGGGCAAUGUCAGUCCAUCGAGCGAGAAUCCUGGCGAGAGUGAAAGGUCAGACGGUGCCAAGAGACCAAGGAGAAGCUCAACUGAGCAUUUCGAUCCGGAAAGUACCGCCAUCAAGUUCAAUCAGUCUCUCGAUGAGCGACCACCUGGCACGGAAAACGACAGCUUUGAUAUUGACAGUGUCAAAUUUAUUAAACCGCUGCUGCUGCCGCCAGCAACUCAGGAGAGUAAUCCAGGGAGUGAGGAGAAGCAAGAACCUGAGCCGCGCGAGAGUGAGUGCUUUGUUGAACCGCCAACAGUCUCGAAACCACCAGAAACCUUUGAGCCUCCAGCAGCAACCUUCGAACCGGUUGAACAUUUCGAGCCAGCGAGUUCCAACGACCAGGGCUUCGAGUCUCGGGAGAAUCAAAGUUUUGAACCUUCUCAGAACUUUGAGCCACCGAGUGAGAACUUUGAUCCGCCAAGUGAGAACUUUGAGCCACCCAGUCAGAACUUUGAGCCGCCAAGUGAGAAUUUCGAGCCGCCAAGUAGUCAGAACUUUGAGGCACCCAGUCAGGAUUUCGAGCCUCCUAGUGAGAACUUUGAGCCGCCCAAUCAGAACUUUGAGCCCCCGAAUCAGAACUUUGAGCCGCCGAAUCAGAACUUUGAGCCGCCUAAUAAGAACUUUGAGCCGCCCAAUCAGAGUUUUGAUAAUUCUGAACAGGGUUUAGAUAAUCCGGUUGAGAGUUUCGAAGCGCCAAAGGAGCAGAACUUUGAGCCAUCUUUCGAGCCGAGUGAUCAAGUUUUCCAACCGCCAGAGCAACCAGUUGAACAACAACAACACCAACAAGAAGAGCAGCAGCAAGAAUUUUUUGAACCAGAGGCGAAAAGCGCGGAAUUUCCAGUUGAAAAUGCAACUGAUUGUCAGCCAGUUAGUGAGUGUGUCAGUGAGCAACAAGCCCUUGGUGAAAUGCAGGUUGAAGGUGAAUCCUUGUAACGAACCUUUCUGGCCUAGAAGGAUAAAGUUACAAAUUUUAUCGAGUCGUGUAAAAUACGGUCCUGAAUGACAGUGUACAUAGGAAGUGAAAAAAAAAUGAUAAUCCUUUCAGGGUAAACUGGAGUACUGAGACUCUGGAGUGGUGAGGGAACUUUUUGGGUCCCAGUGAAUCUUUAUCAAACAUUCUCUCAAGCAUACUUCGUUUGGGCCCUUUUAAUUGAAAGAGUUUUCUUCUUUGUUAUUUGCUGCUUUAAACAUAAACUGUGAUAGUGAACACAGGACCUAUAUAACGUAGGCGAAAAAGAAAAAGAAAAACCAAAAUUGAAAAGCACUUGCGGAAGCGUUGUUGUUUUUUUUUUUUGUUUUUUUUUUUUUACUAGUAGGAAAUUCUCUUUUAUUUCAUGGAAAUCCACUCUUUCGAGAUUUGUUCCUUCUUCUUGACUGGGAAAGGAAAUUUCAAUAUUUGUUUACUAAGCUUGAAAAGUCGAGGAUCGAAUUGAAAAUGUGGAAUGAUUUUUAACUGAUCGUGUAAAACUAUAUGCACAUUAAACGAGUCCAAAUAAUGAUUUAUUGUAAAAAAAAAUAAGAAAAGAAAAAGUAGUAUCGAGAGCCAUCUCGAUUUUUAUAUCGCGGAGUAGAUUUUCCGACUCAUUUUCCAAGAAAAUGGUACUGUACAGUGAUAGUAUUGUACCUACUGUCUUUAUACAUAUUAAUUUAUUGUACAUAUUUUUAUAUUUUCCUAGUUGAAAAGCAAUGAGUAUAUUGUGCAAGUAAUUGCUCAGUCAAAUAAAUAUUUUAUGUACAUACAUAUAUACGUACAUGGUAUUGUUUUAGAUAAGAGUUUUUCGUUAUUCUCUCUCGACCUUCAUGACUUUAAUUUCGUUUCGAGAUUUUAUUUUAUCAACUUUUUUUUUUUGUUUUUCGUAAACUUCUCUUUGGAUUAGAUCAAUAUAUAUAUAUCCAUAUAAUUUUUUUUUUUCUUGACAAAAAUUCGAUUAGUUUGAGACAAGGUGAGACACGAGGAAAAAGAGGUUUCCACUCAUCCGGGUUCCUGUGUUCACGCACUCACAUUCUAUCACGAUGCAGCGAUGGAGAACGCGCGCUGGCACUCAAACUGAGUGUCAAGUGCAAGGUACUGUUCAUUACAUUCAUAAAUUAGUGAAAGAAAGAGAGAGCGAGAGAGCGAGAAGAGAACAAAUUUUGGAAAAAAGAAAAAAAUUUGGCUGGAAAAGAGAAAAAAUUUGGCUGAAAAGAGCAGAAUUUUUGGUAAAGAGAAAAAAAAAAUUUGGCUGAAAAGACCACAUUGUCCCCACACCACUCCUGAGAUGAGAGAGAGAGAGAAAGAAAGAAAGAAAGAGAGAGAGAGAGAAAAGCUGACAAGAGAAACAGCAGAAGCAGCUUUUCGCUGACCAUUUGCGUGCGAUUCUACUUUGUAAUUUGCGAUUGCGUGUGCCGAAAAUUGUCGAGAUUCAACCUCUACUUGAAUUUUCUCAACAACUGCGAAACAUCGAUUUCCACUUCCUUGUUCAUUAAUUAGUUUCAAGUGCGAAUAAUUAUUGUAACUGACAAUUUACUCUGGGGUUGUUGUUGUUUUUAUUUUUAUUUUAUUUUUUUGCAUUUUUGUUGUCGGAAUAAGAUUUCAUAAAAGGAUCCACAGACCACCUGGAGUGGUGUGUUUGGCAAUGUGGUCUGAAAUCGAAAAAUGAUUUGUAAUCUUCUGCAUUUGAAAGUUUUUUGGCAAAUUUCAAUUGUUUCAUUAACAUUCAAUUGAAAAUGUUAUCAAUUUUGACGACGAUAAUAGACUUUGAUCAACAGAUAAAUAUGACGAUUGGAAUGAUAUUUUUUUUCUUUUUUCUUCUGGGUAUGAAGGAUUUAUGAAUUGUAAUAACGCUGCAUGAUUUUUUCUCUUUUUAGAAUAUUUGAUGAUAUGAGAAAAAGGAGUUGACGUUAAAGGUGUAGAAUGGAAGGAGGUAAAAAGAAAGUCGAUAAUGAUUGUACACAUGAAAUAUGAUAGAUUGAUAGAUGAUUGAAAUCAAAUUAAAGCUCUGGUUAUGAUCGAAAUUAGUGACUACUCGGUUACGUAUUUUUUUGUGUAAUUAAUAAUUGUAGUAUAUUAUUAUUAUUAUUAUUAUUAUUAUUCUGCAUUGAUGGACAUAAGCUAAUGAAUAAUGUUCGCUGUAGAGCAUUUGAUUAUUCGGUAUUGUAGAAAAUUUAGGAAUAACUUGGAAGAUUUCCAUUUGAUUGUUUUAUCCGUGCUAGUUCAGAAAGGAUAUAUUCGUCUGAUUGACAUUAUGCUAUUAUUACCACUACAUUAUAGCAUACACGUGUACAUAUAAAUAUA
This is a messenger RNA of Belonocnema kinseyi, 7890 nucleotides long. RefSeq names its product SR-related and CTD-associated factor 4 (gene Isha). Lineage: Eukaryota; Metazoa; Arthropoda; Insecta; Hymenoptera; Cynipidae. Gene Ontology annotation, molecular function: RNA binding. The coding region runs from base 150 to 5549 and encodes 1799 amino acids. The transcript is spliced from 13 exons. The record is from RefSeq and is a predicted model, not a curated record. Gene Ontology annotation, cellular component: nucleus.